Messenger RNA from Rhipicephalus microplus (southern cattle tick), 5325 nucleotides. RefSeq names its product F-box only protein 21. The record is from RefSeq and is a predicted model, not a curated record. Gene Ontology annotation, molecular function: protein binding; DNA binding. Lineage: Eukaryota; Metazoa; Arthropoda; Arachnida; Ixodida; Ixodidae.
UGAGCGAUCGCGCCUCCUGCCAGACGAUGUAACGAUGGCGGAGGAGCCGGAUCGUGCGAUGUUUACGUUGGACUUGUUGCCUCAGGAAUUGCUCGUGCACAUCUUGUCAUCCCCGCAGAUCGAAGUGGACGAUCUGCUGCGCGUCUCCCAAGUGUGCGCGCAGUUCCGCGAUGCCGUGUGCUGUAACGAGCUGUGGAAGAGGAAAUUUGCUCGUCGGUUUCCUGACCUGUUUCGCCAGUACACUGCCAGCAACACACGAUGGCGCGAGGAAUGCAUGGAACGCCUCUCGUGCGGAGUCAAACUCAGGUCAUGGAUGUCUAUGAUGUCGCGGGACUUCUACUCACACGACGAGCUCUCCGAGGAAGCCUUCCGCGGAAUCAUGUCCCUGAGCGACCACCCGCGGAGUCUGCUCUUCUUCAACGAUGAGCUGGCGACUAUCUUGGAGGACAAUCGGCCGCACGAAGACCUCACGCUCAAGUACUACGCUCGACGGGUACUAUGUCACAUCUGCCACGAGCACAUGAAGCAGCGCUGGGAGUCGUACUUGGGCGGCGGCGACGAUGCCUCCGUUGCCGAGCCCAUUCUGGAAGAAGGUGCCCUCCUCCUCUCCCAGUGGUGUCAGCCACUGCACCGGGUGCCCGCCGACUGGGUGCGUCACACCCUGGAUGAAAUGGCUCGUCGAGCCAAGGCAAUAGCCGCUGCAAAGCACCCUGGACAUCCCAUCGUCAGGUGUGACUGGCAGUUAAACUAUGCAGCGCUACAGGAAUCGAGGUGGAGCUCUGCGGAGUGCCGGUCCUUGCUUGGUUGCAUCAACCAGGCCCUAUUUCACGAGUUUGGCCUGUCUGGAGAUCGGCUGCACUUCCACGUACCGGAGAACUCGUUUAUAGACAAGGUCUUGGAAAAGAAAACGGGAAUCCCGCUGACAUUGUGCGUCAUCUACGGAGCGGUGGCCAGGCGCCUGGGCGUUCACUGCCUGCCAGUCAACUUCCCAACGCACUUCCUCCUCAAGUUUCUGGAGCACCCUCAGCUGCCAGAGGAGCAGCGGUACACGUACAUUGACGUCUACCACGGGGGACGCUUCCUGGCACAGGGCGAAUGCCCAUCACUGUGCCCAAACCUGCAGCUGGACAGGAGAACCUGCUUCUCCGUGCUCCGCACACCAAAGGUGCUGGUGCGAAUGUGCUGGAACCUGGUGGAGGCGUGGCGGCAAUUGGAGGGCAACCUGGGCAUGCAGGGCCUCCGCCAUUCCCUGGAGCUGCUGGAGCUGUUUGAGGGCCGGGGUCGGCAUCGCAGUGACCCUAUGCGGGGAGACAUUGAGCACCGGCUUCUGUUGGCCCGGGUGUACCUUCACCUGGGUAUCAACUAUGAGCAGAUCCUGUGCCUGCUGAAAGGCAUUGAGGCGGCGCACCCAGCAUCGAGCGGCAUCGUGGCCUACAUGUACCGCACCGCCCAGAGCCAGAUGGUGGCACUGGAGCAGCGCAGGGAGACGCGCUCGCAGAGGCAGCCACGCAAGCUACGCUCCGAGCCCCGCUCCCACGCCAAGGUGGCUUACGCCGUCGGCAUGAUCAUGAGACACAAGAAGUACCACUACCACUGCGUCAUCUACGGCUGGGACGGCAAGUGUGCGGCCAAUCGGGACUGGAUCUUCCAGAUGGGCGUGCACAACCUGAGCCACGAGGACAGGCAGCCCUUCUACAAUGUCCUAGUCGAGGACGGCUCCAACCGAUACGCUGCUCAAGAAAACCUGGAAAUUUCCAUGAGCCCCGAAGUCAUCCCGCACCCAGACGUCGGCAAGUACUUCGAGCGCUUCUGCGGCACUCACUACCUCCCAAACGCCGAGAAGGAACACGAGUACCCCGAAGACGCAGAGGUGCGAGACAAGCUGCUGCUCCAGGCGUCACACAGCGGCAGCGACGAGGAAGAAGACGACGAUGAAGAGUCUUGCAGCAUUUAGAGCGCCCUGUCACCCGCCUCGGCGAUUCGACCUCAUUGACGAUCCUAGGGAGGGGUGAGCUCAACGAUAGACCAGGGUCUCCUCUUUGUCACAUUUUUUCAGCUGCACUGCGUGACAUGGACAUAGCCUUGGGACGCAGACCUGCGGAGUUUAUACAAAGAUUGUACAUUUCUCAUCAGUUUAUAUAGGUUAAUCCGUUAAAUUGUUGAGUUAAUUUUCUUCCUUUUUUUUUUUCCUUUACGUUUGAUGUGAUGGAUUUCUGCGAUGUACAGUAUCCGUGAAAGUGUUUCACAUUUGUGUCUCUGAAGGACUGCAAAACGAUGAUGUGUUCGUUUUAUGCAUGAUUGAAACAGUCCCUGUUUUACCUUUGUCUCAAAACUAUGGCGAGACAACAUGAAUGUUGCAUGAUCUGUAUGGCCAGGAUAACUGGCAAUGGUGGCACAACGCAGUUCACCACUGAAUGUGCUCUUCUUUUUCCAGUAUUUUGGUAUGUCGUUGUGUUCAAGGUGGCAUGCAGUGUCGAUACUCAGUCACGUUAAAGUGCUCUUCAGCACCUCUGUCAAGAAGUAGCACAAUUCUGAUUCUUAAAGAACCAGCACCUAAAGGCUGAAGUUCAGCAUAGUAAAAGCUUGCAUAUUGGACACUUGUUGAUUAGGAAGAUUAGAUGAUUCUGAUGUGCUCUCUGGUCCUGGCCAGUGUAUGACUGGCUUGAUACUUUUGAUAAUUUGGCUAAUUCUGACAGUGUCUACAAGCCAUUUGUCUUGGCAGUGUGAUUACCGCUUCACGCUGUUUGCCUGACACAGAAUAGAUGAAUGGUUAACACUCGCGCAAGAUGUUAGAGACGGUUUGGCUAGUAUGUUGUAAGUCAGUGCUAGCAGUUCGGAAGUAUACAACAGCUUUCCUUCAUAAGAAAUAUGUCUACCAUGCGGUAUGUGUAUCUGUGACGCAUAUCUUAACACCGGGUUUCGGCAAGCCGACCAGUGAAGUGCUUCUGCCAUUUGCUCAUUCGGGAAGGUUUUGUGGGAAAGCUGAUUUAGAUGCCGGAAAUACGAGCAUGAUUGAAGAGCUUGCACGGUAAUUAGGUGACUUUGCAGGAACGAGGGGAUGAAUUAGGCAGUAGCGUUUUCCUGCCAGUGUCUAGUAUGAUCCACGUGUAGACCCUGCAGAUGUACAUCGCCGUUUACACAGGAAAGCUCGAGAAAAGUGCAAUGUUACCUUGCUCACUUUUUGCAUGUAUAACGGAGGAAACACUGUACCUCCCAUUGUCCCCUAUAUUAAUGGUAUAUUGUGAACUCGGUUCCCAACAUCUGUUAGCUCUCCCUACUCUCACGUCCUCUCACAUUUACCUCAGAGACUACCGACAGUGUUAUUGCACGUAUAGGCUACUUUACGGACAAGUUUCGGUAUCGCCACAUUUGGAUGUAGUCUUGCAGUUUUGUAUUUUUCAACAACUAAACAAAUAGUGCUACGCCAGUCAUGUGUGCAUAAAAGCGAUUGGAAGGGGAUACUAUGUUUUAUGACCUUAUUCAUUUUUAUCAUGGCUUACAAAAAUAGUAGAACAUUCGUUUAACAGCCAAAGGUCGUCGCAUCAGCGUGUCCUACAGCAAAAUCGUCUAUAGAGUCAAACCUUGUUAUAACGAAAUCGCAUCAGACACGAAAAUGACAUCGGUUACCUCAAAAAUUAAUUACAAAAGUAUGUUUGCUACAAGAAUAUAUUGCCCAGAAUAUUUUUUGUUCGCUUUGUUACAAUGGGUAAUUCAUUGUAACUGGUAAUCUGUUAUAUCUGUAUUUCUUUGAGAUACGACUGCCUCAUGUAAUUUACUGGUUGUGCUACAGUUAUUCAUACUCCUUAUGCCUACACAGCAUGUUUGCACGAUUCAAUGAGUCGUAGAUCACGAUUUAGUGUGUACUUGUUGCCGUAAUGACAGCACUUGCUGUGUAGUAGAACUAUAGUUUUGAGUCCAGUAUGGACGCGAGUCUCUUCCCGAUACACUGUGUUCACAUAUGUUUGCAAUUGAGGUCAGGCUUCUUGUAUGAAAGUCUCUGCCCUUUUUUUUAGUUGUGAAUGUGCGUCUCAAUUCUGCAUUUUUAGAGGGCACAAUUGCGACCAGGCCCCUGCACGCAUAUAUGGCAGAAUUUUAUGACCUGAACCCGAGCUGGGUUGCAGUUUGUUUUGCCAUCGGUUACUACUUUCGUAACUCAAGGUUACUCUGAGGAAUUGAAAUCUGUGAUGUCUUGGAGCUGUUGUCAGCUUGUUUUCUGAGAAAUGUUUGUUCACUUUUAGCAUGUUUUUAUAGCCCAUACGCGGCUGUGCCCAGUGAUCAAUGCAACACUUGUCAACAGCUGCUGUUGGGAGAAAAAAAAAUGUCAUGUUGAUGCUGUGAAAGCUUGUGUUAUGUACAUUAUGUGCGCCAUAUACUGCUGUGUAUAAGUUUAUUUCGAAUAUAAGACACCUCGAAAGGCAAGAAAAUGUUUGAGAAGUGGAGUCACAGUGAAUCUAAUUUUCAAUCUGAUAAUGCCACAGGUAUUAUCACUAUACUCAGUGUAACUAUUAGACAUCAACCUCCUUUGCUGAUUUUACCGACAACACCAUAGUUGUCACUGUCUUUGUUCUAUUGUCGUGUAAAUGAAGUGCUUUUAGCACUUUGCGUACCGUAGUAUAUUAUACACCUUUAACUCAAUCUUUAUAGGUAUCAAUUUGUAAAGCUUAUCGAAGCUUUCUCAGACAGAUGCUUUCUUCUCUUCCUGACAAUAGUAUUGCCUUCCAUGUGAGCGAUGCUAAUCCAUGUCAAAAACACUUUCGUUGUUGAAAGCACCAGGACGUGCUUCCACACCAGUGCAAGCAGUCUUGCACGACUAAGUUAUGCCAUGGACGAGAGAUGGCUAUUCUAUGUCAUUGGCUAAAAGAUUGUCUAGAGCCACAGACUCCUGAGCCAACUUUGAGUUGAAGCCAUGUCAAAUCUGGAACCCUGGCAAAAUGUGAAGUCACUUUUAUGUGCAUGUUCACCAUUGAAUGUACAGACAUGUACCACCAUUGAAUGAUUUUUCGUGCGCAGGUCAGCACCAUGUAAUUAGGGAAGGUAAUGCUUUUAACAAACUUAACAGAGGUCAGCUUAUACACAGCAAUAUGGUGGCAUUUUGUUUUUCAAUCUGUUGACCCUUUAUCUGUCAUGACUCACAAAGUUAUUGCAUCGCCUUGUGAAUACUGCGUGUGGCUUGUUUUGUGGGGGCCCCCUCUCUGCAUUUUUUUUUCUAGUGUGUGUGCUGAAACGACAGGGCACCACCCUUGCAUAUUCCAGGUUUGUAUGCAAAAAUAAAGGCAGCAGUGACAACAGAAUCGUAGCACAUUUGGUUCACUGGUGUCUAGUCCG